Equus caballus (horse) is the source of this 2900-nucleotide messenger RNA. It is a transcript of the gene PTH2R, whose product is annotated as parathyroid hormone 2 receptor. The record is from RefSeq and is a predicted model, not a curated record. Gene Ontology annotation, cellular component: plasma membrane. Gene Ontology annotation, molecular function: parathyroid hormone receptor activity; peptide hormone binding; G protein-coupled peptide receptor activity. NCBI's taxonomy places the organism in Eukaryota, Metazoa, Chordata, Mammalia, Perissodactyla, Equidae. Gene Ontology annotation, biological process: cell surface receptor signaling pathway; adenylate cyclase-modulating G protein-coupled receptor signaling pathway.
CGCGCAGUGUGUUACCCUGGUCAGGAGGAAGCCGUCCGAGGACGCAGGGCUGCAGGGCCGUCCGGCACGCGGCCGCAGAAGCCUCUCCCCGCUGUCCGGCGCCCCCGCGGGGGUGGCCAGCGCGCGUCCGUCCGGGAGGGAACUUUCAGACACUCGUGCGGACCGGGCGCCCGGAGACGGGGCUGGACCAGGACCGCGCGGGGAGGGGAAACGGGCAGCCGGGAUCCGGCGGGACCGACGGACUCCGGGGCGGAGCCGGGGCGCGCGGGGCCCAGUCGCAGGCAGCGCCUGCGGGAGCCCGGACCGGGCCGCUGCCCGCGCAUCCCCGCCGGCGCAUCCCUGCACGGCCGCCCCAACCGCGACCCCCGCGCGGGCCAAGCUGAGCGCGGAGCGUCUCCGCUCCUGGAGGGAGGUCCGGAGGUCCCGGCAUGGCCGCGCCGGGGGCGUCGCCCGGCGCCUGGGGGUGGCUGCUGCUCGGCGGGUGCGUCCUCGCCGGAGCGCAGCUGAAUUCUGACGGCACCGUCACCAUAGAGGAGCAGAUCGUCCUUGUGCUGAGAGCUAAGGUGCAGUGUGAACUCAACAUCACCGCUCAGCUCCAGGAAGGAGAUGGAAAUUGUUUCCCAGAGUGGGAUGGACUCAUUUGUUGGCCCAGAGGAACAGUGGGGAAAAUCUCGGCCGUCCCAUGCCCUCCUUAUAUUUAUGACUUCAAUCACAAUGGAGUUGCUGUCCGACACUGUAAUGCGAAUGGAACAUGGGAUUUUAUGCACAGUUUAAAUAAAACAUGGGCUAAUUAUUCAGACUGCCUUCGCUUUCUGCAGCCAGACACCAGCCUCGGAAAGCGGGAGUUCUUUGAGCGCCUCUCCAUCCUGUACACGGUCGGGUACUCUGUCUCCUUUGGCUCCCUGGUGGUGGCUGUGCUCGUCAUUGGCUGCUUCAGACGAUUGCAUUGUACCAGGAACUACAUCCAUGUGCACUUGUUCGUAUCUUUCAUGCUGAGAGCUGCCAGCAUCUUUGUCAAGGACAGCGUGGUCCAUGCUCGCCUGGGAGCAGAGGAGCUGCAGGCCCUGAUAAUGCGGGACGGCCCACGGAGUUCCAUGGAAGCACCUUCUGUGGACAAAUCACAAUACGUUGGGUGCAAGAUUGCCGUUGUGAUGUUUAUUUACUUCUUGGCUACAAACUACUUUUGGAUCUUGGUGGAAGGUCUCUACCUGCAUAGUCUCAUCUUCGUGGCGUUCUUUUCAGACACCAAAUACCUGUGGGGCUUCGCCUUGAUGGGCUGGGGGUUCCCGGCGGUGUUUGUUGCAGCCUGGGCUGUGGCACGGGCGACUCUGGCUGAUGCAAGGUGCUGGGAACUCAGUGCUGGAGACAUCAAGUGGAUUUAUCAGGCCCCAAUCUUAGCAGCUAUUGGGCUGAAUUUUAUUCUGUUUCUGAAUACAGUUAGAGUUCUGGCCACCAAAAUCUGGGAGACCAAUGCCGUCGGGCAUGACACGAGAAAGCAGUACAGGAAACUCGCCAAGUCGACGCUGGUCCUGGUGCUGGUCUUCGGGGUACACUACAUCGUGUUUGUGUGCCUGCCCCACUCCUUCGCAGGGCGCGGCUGGGAGGUGCGGAUGCACUGUGAGCUCUUCUUCAACUCCUUUCAGGGCUUCUUUGUGUCCAUCAUCUACUGCUACUGCAAUGGAGAGGUUCAGUCCGAGGUGAAGAAGUUGUGGAGUCGGUGGAAUCUCUCUCUGGCCUGGAAAAGGACGCCUGCCUGCAGCGGCCACAGGUGCGGCUCCCUGCUAACCACCGUGACUCCCAGCACCAGCAGCCAGUCGCAGAUGGGGGCCAGCGCCCGCAUGGUGCUCCUCUCGGGCAGAGUGACCAAGGCGGUCUGUACACAGCCUGACAGCCACGUGACUUUGCCCGGGUAUGUCUGGAGUGGCUCGGAGCAGGACUGCCUGCCACACUCGAUCCAAGAGGAGACCGUGGAAGGCAAUGGGAGGUGGACGGGUGAGACCACGAGGGAGGAGCCUUCCAGGCCACUGGAGUUUAGCCCAGACACUGGAGGCAGCAAAGGAGAAACAGAGGAAGUUCUGUAAUCAGCACCUGCGGCUUUAAAACGCUGGUCCACCUGGCUGUGAGAGGAGCUUGGUGGCAUUCCUCUGCUCCGUCCCCGGAGCUGGACAUUCAGGGGUGAAGAGUUCCUUCACAGCGGCGUCAGGCCCCAUGAACUGGCUCCUAUAAAUACUAAAGGCACAGAAGGAGAAGUGUCAGUGGAGUAGUUUAUUACCUUAUUUUGGCAUCACAUUCUCUUCUAAAUUGAUGUGUGGGACCUGCUCUGUGAGUGUUCAUUUUUCUGCUACUUUUGGGUAGAAAACAUUUCAAUUGCUUGCCUCUAGUUUUCUCUCAUAAAUAUCUAAGUAUGAUGGAUUUCACUUAGUAUGUGUUUAUUUUACUUCUAAGAAAUUAGGAUUCUCUUUUUCUCUUUCUCACCUGAAUGCCCCAUUUUGCCUGUUCAUAGGAGCAGUUGGGUCUGAAAAUGUACUUUGAAGGAUUAAAGAUCUAAGAGCAAGUACUCACUGGAAAAUAAGUUGGCUGGACUUUGAUAAAAUAGCAAACUUGUGACAAACUCGUUUCUUUCUAGGAACAAGGAAAAGUACUCAAACAAGAAUAUUGCACAUAUUCCUCGUCUUGAAUGUCCCUCUGUGACCAGCAAAUCUCAGGUCUUCACUCCUUUGUAAACCUUGACUCGUCACAAAGUUUGCUCGGUCAGUGAGCUCGUGUCUGUGAACUGAUUCUGUUUGCAAUCAUUUGUAUCGACUGUAAAUCACACUGCACUUACGCCUUUUCUUCUUUGAGUUAUUACUGUAUUCCAAAUGGCAUGUGGGGUAAAUUAAAAAGCUUGUUUUAAAAAUACA